CCGAUCCCCGACCCCCGACCCCCGACGCCCGACGCCCGCCCCGCCGCGCUCGCCGCGCCCGCCGCGCGCUGGAGCCAUGGAGGCCGUGAGCUCGCUGCUGGCCCGCUGCCCCGCGCCGGGCCUGGCGGGCGGCCUGGGAGUCACGGCGUGCGCCGCGGCCGGGCUGCUGCUCUACCGCGUCGCGCGGAGGAAGAAGCCAACACACACCGUUGUCAAUUGCUGGUUCUGUAACCAGGACACAGUGGUGCCGUAUGGGAACCGUAACUGCUGGGACUGUCCCCACUGCGAGCAGUACAACGGCUUCCAGGAGAAUGGCGACUAUAACAAGCCGAUCCCCGCCCAGUACCUGGAGCACCUGAACCACGUGGUGAGCAGCACCCCCCACCCCCAGGCGGCCAUGCAGCCCCAGCAGUGGGUGAGCAGCCAGAUGCUCCUGUGCCGGCGCUGUAGCCACCACCAGACCACCAAGAUCAAGCAGCUUGCAGCCUUCACACCGAGAGAUGAGGGCAGGUACGACGAGGAGAUCGAAGUGUACCGCCACCACCUGGAGCAGAUGUACAAGCUGUGCAGGCCGUGCCAGGUGGCCGUGGAAUACUACAUCAAGCACCAGAACCGCCAGCUGCGCGCCCUUCUCCUCAGCCACCAGUUCAAGCGCCGAGAGGCCGACCAGGCCCACACGCAGAGCGCCUGCGCGUCUGCCAUGAAGUCUCCGGUCCAGGUCAUCCUGCUGCGGGCUCUCGCCUUCCUGGCCUGCGCCUUCCUGCUGACCACCUUGCUCCAUGACUCCAGCAAACCCUUGGCCCCAGCAGCCACCCUGCCCCCAGCCCUGCCCCCUGGGGGCAAUGGCUCCACCACUGCUGAUAACAGCACUGCCCUGGGGGCCGAGGGCUGGCAGCAGCUUCUGGGCCUGCUACCUGAGCCGGUGGCAGAGAAGCUGCAUGUGGCCUGGGCCUUCGGGCAGAGCCACCAGAUGGGCGUCGUGGCGCUGGGCCUGCUCACCUGCCUGCUGGCCAUGCUGCUGGCUGGCCGCCUCAGGCUCCGGAGGAUCGACGCCUUCUCCACCAGCCUGUGGGCCCUGCUCCUGGGGCUGCACCUGGCUGAGCAGUGCCUGCAGGCCUCCUCGCCCAGCUGGCUGGACACUCUCAAGUUCAGCACCACAUCCCUGUGCUGCCUGGUGGGCUUCACGGCCGCCGUGGCCACGAGGAAGGCAACAGGCCCACGGAGGUUCCGGCCCCGAAGGUACUUCCCAGGAGACUCUGCCAGCCUUUUCCCCACCAGCCCCGGGCUGGCCGUCCACUGCCCGAGCGUCACAGGCUCUGUCCCAUCUCCGUUCGUGCCCACCCCACCUGGCUUCCUACCGCUGACCAGCCAGUCGUUGUUCCGGUCCCCCCGCCGGGCCUCGCCCUCCUCACUGCCAGGCCGCCUCAGCAGAGCCCUCUCACUGGGCACCAUACCCUCACUGACACGAGCAGACUCCGGCUAUCUGUUCAGUGGGAGCCGCCCGCCGUCUCAGGUGUCCCGAUCUGGAGAGGUUCUUGUUUCAGACUACUACUCUCUGCUGUCGGGGAGCUGCCCCACCUCCCCACUCCCGUCCCGGGCGCCGUCCGUGGCCGGCUCUGUGGCCUCCAGCUCCGGCUCUCUGCGCCACCGCAGGCCCCUCAUCAGCCCUGCCCGACUCAACCUGAAGGGGCAGAAGCUGCUGCUGUUCCCAUCACCCCCCAGAGAGGCCCCCAGCAGCUCGGACGAACGCUUACACCACAACGGCAGCCUCUUCACCAUCGAGCCUCCUCACGCCCCGCAGAGGCGGCCAGCACUGGACACCAAGCUCACCAUGGACUUGAAGUCAGUGCCAGAAAGAGGCAGCGCCUGCAGCAGCCGCUCCGUCAAGAAGGAGGACGACUCAUCCCAGUCGUCCACCUGCAUGGUGGACACGACCACCAGAGGCUGUGCUGAGGGGCCCGCCACCUGGACAGGUCGUCUCCGCCCGUCCCUGGUCCGGGGCCUCCUGGCCGGGAGCCUGGCUGCCAACGCCCUCUUCACCUCAGCCUACCUGUACCAGAGCCUGCGCUGAGGCGCCCGCAGCCUUGGCACCCCGGGAGCCGUCACCACUGCCGCCUUCAGCCCGACCCGGAGGCCCAGACUGUCCUCAGGACGCGUCUCCCCGCCCCAGACAGACUCCAGCCGCCGGCACGUGUUUCUUUUGGUGCUGACACCCUGGUUCCGAGUCCCGGGUCCCUCCCCAGACUUCAGCCCUGCGUGGCAGGACGCCAGCACUACUUCAGCUUCUCAGAGUGGGCGGCUCUGUCCCCACGGCCGUGGACUGUGAUCGUGUCUUCAUGCGGCACUGCCCACGGUCUGCGAGCUGGAGGCUGCCCGGGAAGGAGGGGCCCUGCGCCCGUGGGACUUCCCUUGAGGUCGGUGUCCUCUGCUCUCGGCUCGGGCUCUCCGGCUCUGCUCCAGCAGCCCGACUGGGCCUCCAGGGCUGUCUGAGCAGCUCCCCUCACGCCUGUGUGCACUCCUCUCAGGACCUCUGGGGCCUUUCUGCCAGCGCCCACCACCAAGAGCUGGCAUCGGGGCCCACCCCUCACUCAGGCCUGCGCCGGGCCCUGCUCACACACUGCCCUCAGGCCAAGCUGACCUCAGCUGCACAGCUGCGGGGCUCAGACCGGCCCGCCCCCCUCCCAUCCCACCUGCUCCCUACAGCCGCUGAGGACCCACCCCACCCCCACCCCCGCCCCCACCCCCGCCUUCUCCUGUCAGGUGGACUCUGCAGGGCUGACUCCUGACUGUGCCCCACCCCACCUCCAGCCCUGCUCUGCCACUGUCCUGACCUUGCCUGAAGUCGGGCCUCAGUCUUUGGGGAACCUCCCGUGCUGUGAGUGAGGGAUGAGGCUGUGUGGGCCUGGAUGUCCACGCUGGUGCCCACUGCCCUCCACCCUGCAUGCAGGUCCAGGGGCUGAGGUCCUGCGUGUGCGCGUGUGUGUCACGGCUCAUGUCUGUGUCACGUGGGGAGGGAUUGGCUGCCUCCGAAUUCUGAGGCUGGGGGGAGGGUCUUCACUGUCAUUCAGGGACAAAAUUUAAUUUUAUUUUUCUACACAUUUUUGCCAGGUAAGGCAUUCUGCCAAGAGGCGGGGUGCCGCUAAUUCUCCCUGCCAGGGAGGUUUGUUUUUUUUUAGUACUUUUUUUUUAACCAUGUGGGGAAGGGGUGGCUGUGCCUCCUCCCACCUCCACUCCCCCACUUCUGUCCUAAGAGCUACUAUUCCCUGCCCUGCUCCCCAGUACUUGCGGGGCUUGGGGCAGGGUGGGCCUCAAGUCCAGCCAGCAGAGAUGGUUCUAGCUGGGAGGUAGUGUGUCCCCCACACACACAUUUUUGUACAGUAAGCACUCAUGCCAGGUUUUUUGUAUUUUGUUUUUCGCCUGUGUGGUGAAAGCCAGACUCCAUUCCUAGAUGCUUGUCCUCUCUGCUCCGAAGAAUCACCCUCAGAGUCUCCCUCCCUCCCCUCCCCUUUCCCCACCCAGGCCCAGGACAGUUUACUCAUUUCUCUCAGACAGAAAACACAACCUUAUUUUUCUUUACAAAAGCAAAAAAGGAAACCAAAAAAGAUGACUCACCUUUGAACUAUA
Molecule: messenger RNA, 3624 nt
Organism: Erinaceus europaeus (western European hedgehog)
Lineage: Eukaryota; Metazoa; Chordata; Mammalia; Eulipotyphla; Erinaceidae
Gene: TMEM201
Product: transmembrane protein 201
Exons: 11
Coding region: 77-2071 (664 amino acids)
Biological process (GO): nuclear migration along microtubule
Cellular component (GO): nuclear inner membrane
Molecular function (GO): lamin binding; actin filament binding
Source: RefSeq, a predicted model, not a curated record